This is a messenger RNA of Tetranychus urticae (two-spotted spider mite), 1415 nucleotides long. RefSeq lists its product as uncharacterized. Lineage: Eukaryota; Metazoa; Arthropoda; Arachnida; Trombidiformes; Tetranychidae. Gene Ontology annotation, molecular function: UDP-glycosyltransferase activity. The record is from RefSeq and is a predicted model, not a curated record.
UGAUGAAGAUAAAGAGUAAGAGGAGGAAGAACAAUAAGAAGAAGAAAAUACAAAGUGGCAACAUUUAGUCGAUAUCAUUGAUCUAAACUAUCAAAUUACAUUGUAUCACAACUUUAAUCGAGUUGAUCAUGAAAUGGUUGAUUAAAUAUUGGAACAAAAGCAACAGUUACGAUGAUAAUAGAAAAACGAUAAUUUAAACCCGGUGAAACACCUACUUUUUAACUUGUAUUAAUUUUGCGUGUUAACUGUUCAUUAUAAUUUAAUUCAUGGGUUAUCUAAUUAAUUUUAAUCUAAAGUGUCAAUUUUAUUUAUUUAAAGUGGUUGGAUGAUUUAGUGUGAACUUUGGCUACAAUCUUUUUUGAGAUACAAUAUUCAAUUAUAAUGUCUAAUGAAUAAUAAUGAAUAAUAUCCUUCAAUUUUUGUUUUUUAACAUUUGUUGGUGGUUACAAUGGGGAAAAGAUUCAACAAGGUAUAUUCAUUUUGAAUGAGAGCAUGAAAAGUUCUUUAUCGAGAUUCUCUUUUCUCUUUUCUCGCAUGUUUUUCUUGUGUUCUGCUUUCUUUUGGCGAACUGAAUCUUUGGCAGUUUUGUAUUCUUUCUCAAUAGUCUCUAGACGCCGCAGUGUCUCUUCUUUUGUCUUUUUAUUUCUUUCCAGCCUUUCUGAUUCGUCUUGUUUAUCUGCAGAUCACGGAGAUGAACUUCCAACUCGCCAUUAUUAUUCCUAAUUUCCUGAAUCUGAGCUGAUUGUUCCUUUUCCAUUUUAUCGCUUCUUUUCUUCAACUCUUCGAUAUGAGCUUGCUUUGUCUUGCAUGAGAAUUUGAUGCUUUCGAUUUCGUUUUCCAAUAAAACAAUCUUUUCUUCAGAUGUUUCCAAUCUUUCUUUCAAUUCAUGCAUUUAUUUGCUCUUCAAGCAGGUCAGUUUCUUCUUCAAUUCGCAAAUUGGCAGCGAAUUCGUUUAUUCAAUAGAUUCGGACACAUCAACUGCAUUUUUUGAUUUGGUCAUUACUCAUGGUGGGAACAAUACAUUCUUGGAGACAAUUUAUGCUGGAAAACCUUUGAUUGUGGUUCCCUUUUUCAUGGAUCAACCUGAUAAUGCUCAACGAGCUGUUGAUUGUGAAAUUGGCUCUCGAAUCAACCUUUAUGAAAUUGAAGAAGUUAAAGUUUUAAACACUAUCGAAGAAACAUUAUCGAACCCAUCAUAUGCUGAGAAAAUUGCCAAAAUAUCUGCUUCUAUGAAGUCACCGAAAAACAAAGAGAAUGUUGUCCGAAAAAUAGAAAAUUUCAUGGAAAAUAAUCGAAAGUAAUAACUGAAAACUGUUUGAAUUAAAUAAGAAAAUGUUCAAUUAAAUUGAAUCUUUAAUAAUUUUUCACUAUUCACUAUUCACAUGAAUAUCUCUUCGACUUUGGUGUUAGCCUUG